Molecule: messenger RNA, 1488 nt
Organism: Batrachochytrium dendrobatidis JAM81
Lineage: Eukaryota; Fungi; Chytridiomycota; Chytridiomycetes; Rhizophydiales
Exons: 6
Coding region: 115-1344 (409 amino acids)
Biological process (GO): positive regulation of proteasomal ubiquitin-dependent protein catabolic process; ubiquitin-dependent protein catabolic process; protein polyubiquitination
Cellular component (GO): ubiquitin ligase complex; cytoplasm
Molecular function (GO): ubiquitin conjugating enzyme binding; ubiquitin protein ligase activity; zinc ion binding
Source: RefSeq, a predicted model, not a curated record
CUACAUACCUCUAGCCACCACUUGUUGCUUUUACCUUGCCUGUGGAUUCAUUGGGUGUUUAUUAACAAUUCCCACACUAACGUUGUUUAUUACUCACUUGAAUCUUUUACUCGAAUGACUACCAUAACAUUCAAUUCGGCACUAUCUGCCUCUACCUCAAUUCCUUCUGAUCCGACAUCUUCUGCUGCUAUGCUUAUUUCAAUUGCGGACUUUUCACUUUCUCCCGCAUCAGAUACUGACUUGGAGCAUCUCUAUACUCGUUGCAGUAUCUGCUUCGAUGCCUCGCAUGACUUUUGCCUCAAGUCCUGCAAGGAUCAGUUUUGUCGCUCCUGUUUUCAGCGUUAUAUGACAGAAAUUGUUCGCAACAGCUGGGGACUUUCCGUGCAAAAUGUAACUUGCCCAGUUUGCCAGGAUCCCCUCGACUUGUGUGAAUGGAAAAAUUAUGUUGAUCAAGAAACAGUAAGGCAGUACAAGCUAUUUAACCGCCCAUUCCGACCAAUGACUCGUACAUGUGAAAGCUGCUUAUCUGAGGUUGUCUGUGCUCCACAGCCCUUGAUAGAGCACCAUCACCGGGAGAGGAAAAUUGAUGAAAUACUUUCUAAAAUUGAGGAGCUUGUUGCGGAUAAAGGAAUUGUCGAUUCUUAUGGGUUUGCCAUUAUAUCCAAAGUCCGAACAGCAUUUAGGACUCACAUAAAAGGCAGUAAAUCUGAAGUAUUCGAUAUCUAUGUUUGGUUUAUGCGAGAUGUUCGAGACUUUUUGAAUCACAGACCCAAUGCUAUCCAUCUCAAGACGCGCUCAUCCAAGUUGGAGGCAGAGGAAAGACAAAAGAGACUUUCCGAUAUAUCAGAAUGUUUUAUAUCGCUCGAGCUUUCUUCCGAGAAAUGGAAAGAGCUUCAAUUUCUUCAUCUUAAAAGCUUUCCUCAAGCCAUGUGUCACUGCUGUGACCAAUCCAUAUGCUUUUCCUGUGGCCAAUCGCCAUAUCACACUGGACAAUCAUGCACAGACUGCAUUCGCGAUACGAUUGCCGAUGGCGGAUCGGUAGAUGUGAUUUCCAGUCUCCAAUGGAAGCUAGACAAUAGUAAGCAGUGUCCCAACUGCUCUGUUCUAAUUAAUCGUGAUGAAGGAUGCAACAAGGUCGAUUGUUUAUACUGCGGCCACAAAUUUUGCUGGCAAUGUCUUGGCCAGUUUGAUAAAGGUAGCUGUGCCUACUAUCGUUGCCAACUUGUUGGGGUAACGGACGAGUCCGAGUCGCCUAAACAAGCAGAUGAAAAGCCCGAGAUUGGCGUUCCAAACAUGAUGCACAUUCAAGCUAAAUGGCAGCGAACAUCGAUGAUUGAAAUUUGAUAGCCUACACUAAUUAGGCUUUUGACAGCCCACCUUUAAACCUUUCCUUUUAAAUAUGUUUUUUCCCUUAUAAAUAGCCAACUUUGCUGAAUCCCUUCUCUUCCUAUAUGUGAAACCAAUACAAGAUCUUUUUAAAGUCCUUUG